Rhinolophus ferrumequinum (greater horseshoe bat) is the source of this 1759-nucleotide messenger RNA. It is a transcript of the gene LMO2, whose product is annotated as LIM domain only 2. Lineage: Eukaryota; Metazoa; Chordata; Mammalia; Chiroptera; Rhinolophidae. Gene Ontology annotation, molecular function: DNA-binding transcription factor binding; transcription coactivator activity. Gene Ontology annotation, cellular component: nucleus. Bases 537 to 992 code for a protein of 151 amino acids. Gene Ontology annotation, biological process: positive regulation of transcription by RNA polymerase II. The transcript has 5 exons. The record is from RefSeq and is a predicted model, not a curated record.
CCCUACUUUAUCAAGGACCUGUGGAAACAUUUCUCUAACUGAAGAUAAAGAACUUUUUUUUUUUUCCCCUUUCUCUCUCCAUUCUACUUCUAGCUCGUACCAGAGAGUUCCUCUCAUUUUCUUUCAGUAACAACAGUGCUGAAAAGAAGAUAUUUUCCAACCUGGACUUGAAGUAACUGGUGGAGAGGCAGGGAGCGCGGUGACUGUCCUUGAUCGCGGAGGGGCGAGCUCGCCGCCAGAGCGCCAGAGCAAGAGGAGGUGCAAGAGCGGCGGCGGCGGCGGCGCCCGAGCACCGGAGGGGGUCCGAGCCCCGGCAGCCGGCCAGCCCUGCGCCACAAAGGGAGCGCCUCCGCCGCCUGGCACGCCACCUCCCUCCCCAAUGUCCUCGGCCAUCGAGAGGAAGAGCUUGGACCCGUCUGAUUGGUUGGCACCAUCAGCAUCAGGGCAUCCAGCGGUGUUAAAGUUCCCUCAGUGUUUUUGAAAGCCCCAAGUAAGACCAGGCACUGUAGAAAGAGAAGAGAUGCAGUUCUGGGUUGAUGCGCAUGGAAAAUGCUGGGGAGCCCGUGGAUGAAGUGCUGCAGAUCCCCCCGUCCCUGCUGACAUGCGGAGGCUGCCAGCAGAACAUCGGGGACCGCUACUUCCUGAAGGCCAUCGACCAGUACUGGCAUGAGGACUGCCUCAGCUGUGACCUCUGCGGGUGCCGGCUGGGCGAAGUGGGGCGGCGCCUCUACUACAAGCUGGGCCGGAAACUCUGCCGGAGAGACUAUCUCAGGCUUUUUGGCCAAGAUGGUCUCUGCGCUUCCUGUGACAAGCGGAUCCGCGCCUAUGAGAUGACCAUGCGAGUGAAAGACAAAGUAUAUCACCUGGAAUGUUUCAAAUGUGCCGCCUGUCAGAAACAUUUCUGUGUGGGUGACAGAUACCUCCUCAUCAACUCCGACAUAGUGUGCGAACAAGACAUCUACGAGUGGACUAAGAUUAAUGGAAUGAUAUAGGCCAGAGUCCCCCAGUCACUGACGUCACUGUCCCCGGGGGUCUUCACUCUUAGGCACUUUGGGGAUGUGAGGGUGGGAUGAAGCAUUUCUUAGGGGAUGGGAGACCCUAACUGGGCCCAAGACACAGCAUCCAAGUGACAUAAUGCAAAGGAUAAAUACAAUUUAAAUGUGACAAAAUCACCAGCCUUUAGGGAAGACUUACAGACAGUGGCCACAGCCUAUCCGUAAUAACUGACAUGAUUAAUGAUGGAAAGGAGCGUUCAGGGGGCAAGCAAGCACUGUGCCAGCAGGAUGGAACUUCACAUCUGCAGAUAGGGUGUUGUUGUGUAAAGACAUGUCAUGACUUUGGUCUUUGAAAACUAGAAAUGUGCAAUUGAUUUCUUCCUGGCUUUUAUGACAACCCUGUUCCAAUCACUGUCCUCCACUCAAGGGGAAGACAGAGAGGAGAGUGACUGUCCUUUCUUUCUUGGCCACCUUCCCAAGGCCUUAAGCUUUGGACCCAAGGGAAAGUGCAUGGAGACACAUUUCAGUUGAGAAUGGAAACUGCAACUUUUAACCAAACACUUAUUUAAAGCAAUGCUGGUGAAUCACUGUUUUUAGACACCUUGGUUGUGAGGAGAGGAGUUCCGCAGAUUGUUUCUAUACAAAUGUAAAUCUAAAAUAAAAAAAAGUUGUUCAACUAUUUUAUUAUCUUAGAUUAUAUCAAAGUAUUUGUUGUGUGUAGUUAAAAAAAAAACACCUCUGCAGACAAUAAAAAUAACAGAUUA